AUGGAGGCGGAGGCGGCGGCGCUGUCGCAGCUGCAGCUGCAGCUCCUCGCCCUCGUCUCCGAUCUCCGUCUCACCCGCGAGCGGGAGCGGGCCGCGCGGGAGGAGCUCCACGCAUCCAGCCAGAGGUGGAAGGAGGCGGAGGAGGAGCACCGGCGGGAGGCGCGGGAGCUGCGGGCGGAGCUGGCGGCGCGGGACGACGCGCUGCGGAGGCUCGAGUCCAGGGUCAAGUGCCUUGAAAACGAUAAUGAGAUGCUGGGGAGAAACGAAAAGGAUUUGAAAGAAAACAUGGAGAGGCUGCUUCAGUCAAGGGAGGCAUUCAUGAAACACUACGAGGACUCUGCUUGUUCUCUGCAAUGGACCAUCCAGAUGAAGGAUAAACAGAUUGCUGUAAUUUCAGAGAAGCUGAAUUCGCAUCUGGCUUUAUUUAAUUCCGUGGGGAAGGAAGUCGCUGCGGUAACACAAGUACUAGGUGAUAUUGAAUGUCUAGUCGGCGAGAAGGAAAAUGUAGUCUCUGAAUUGAAGGGUAAGGUCCAACGGAUUUCUGUACUUGAGAAAGAUUUCGUUGAGAAACUUUGUUUUUUGGGAGAUAAAAUUACAAGUUACCAGCUUGAACUUCGUAAUAGGGCAAGGAUAAUAUAUGAGUUGAAGGAAAAACUUGACGCUGAGAAGCUUAACAACAAAUUUCAUCCCCAGCUAGAAGAACUUAAGAAAUCUCUGCUGGUGAAGGAUGAGAUCAUUGAGAGGUUGACUUCAGAUAAGCAGGCAAUGCUUAAAGAGCUUCACAACAUGGAAAUUGCUCUAGGGAAAUUUCAAGACAUAUUUAGCAGCAUUGGGCAUGAGGAAGUGAAAAGUUCUUCACCAGAUUCUGAAUGUCAGGAUAGACAACAUUAUGCAAAUAAAGAGCAAGUAGAAAGGUAGUCAAUGUGAUCCACCCAAUGAACAUAGGUUGAUACUGGAAACUGGUGAAGCAG
Messenger RNA from Lolium rigidum, 971 nucleotides. Its product is annotated as myosin-10-like. NCBI's taxonomy places the organism in Eukaryota, Viridiplantae, Streptophyta, Magnoliopsida, Poales, Poaceae. The record is from RefSeq and is a predicted model, not a curated record. The coding region runs from base 1 to 918 and encodes 305 amino acids. The transcript has 11 exons.